GCAGGCACUAACGAAGAAGAAAUCAACAAGCUGAAGAAGCAGGUCGAAUCAUUGCGGAUUCACAAUGCGCAAGGUAUUCCUGGGAGCUUCUACUAGUAAGGCGGCGGGAGGGGACGAUGCAUUCCUGGCUCGCAUGAUGCAGGAACAAGAGAUGAUGAAGCAACGAUUGGAGACAGCGAUGAAAGCAUGCCAAAAAAUGGAGAGCUUGGAGGAGGAGAUUCAAACAUUGAAGAAGUCACAAGAGGAAGCGGUGAUGGAAGCCAAAAAUUGGAAGAGGGAGGCGCUGAAAUCGGGGAACAAGCGUAGCCGUAUUGCUACGUCACCAUCAGCACAUCUCAAGUUGCACACUCUAGAAGUGGAGGCUCUCAAAGAGCUUCGUUUGCAAGAAUUGAAUCGGAGACGUGAGAUGGAGCAGGAGAACGCUAGACUAAAAGAGGAAUUGAGUAAGCGAGAGGCUGCCAAGAAGGAUACGCCCGGAUCCUCUUUUCGGGAACGGUUGGAUGAUGUUGACAAGGAGGAAAGAACAACACACAAGUCCUGUAAAGGGAAGAAGAAGGCUGGGGAGAUCGAUGGCAAUACGGACGUCGAGCGGAAAGUUUUCAUCAGGGGAGCAAAAAAGGAGUUACGAGGUAAGAAGAAAGAUGCAAUCACUAAGAUCUGCCUGAAGGAAGGCGUCAAGUACACCACUUUCAGUGAAACUAUUGCGGAGAUUAUUGCGAAGAGAGUUGAUAGGGCGUUUGGUAAACGACCCGCCAUACAAGAGGUAUCUAAUGACGUGGUUGGUGAUCCGUUGAACGAAGACAAAGAGGAUGGGAGGGAUUCGGCUACUUCUUAGGAUCCCUCACGAGCGCGGCUAACCUAUGGUCGUUGGCUAAUCUGUGUAUGCACUACAGGCUUUCUUCAACUAAGUGUUUGAGGUCAAAAGCUGAUGAUGAGUUGUUUCGAUGGAGUGUCAUUGUGUUAAUAUUUUUGAAGGAAAUUUCGUGGGCACAGAAGUUGUCUUCCUUUAUUUCUCUUUGGUGGCAGUAGGGGGAGGUGGUGCAGGGCCCGCUUAUCUAUGUGCUCCUGUCUCCUUGGUGUAGACAUCUCUAUGUGGGCUGCACAAAACGUGUGUUGUCGGUGAGAUGGAGUGAGCACGUGUACAGGGCGUGUGAUAGUUGUCUGAUAAGUAAGGGUCAACGUAAUGAAAAGUUAUACCGGUG
Messenger RNA from Chara braunii, 1202 nucleotides. The record is from the annotation of a GenBank genome assembly. NCBI's taxonomy places the organism in Eukaryota, Viridiplantae, Streptophyta, Charophyceae, Charales, Characeae.